GUUCGAUUUUGGUGCAGGUUGCUGUAUGUUUCUUGCGUAAACAUAACCAAACUGACAUGUCUACUCUGUCAAAAAUAGACGCUGUUGGCUGUAGAAAGUUGUUGAAUUUACUCUCCGAUGUUGAUAUAUUAGCACUUAAUGAUACGGUUACUAACAAGAUGAUUGCUGUGGGAAGCACGAAAGAGGCUAUCGAGGCCAUUAUCACAUACUCACAGAAUUCAGAAGAGCUCUUGAGGCGAAAGAAAGUUCACCGCGACAUCAUUUUCAAGUACCUAGCAAGUGAAGGUGUUGUAAUGCCAACCAACAGUGAAAAACAUCAACUGGUGAAGGCGACUCUUAAGUUGUGGUCUUCAGACAAGGUUUCUCAGAAAUCUCAUUGUGCAAACGACUGUAUAUCCAGUGAGGUCAGAGGAGAUGGCCUCUCUGAUGUUGUGACGUUGGGGAGGCAGUUUUCUCAGUGGUACUUCCAGCUUCUGAACAGCCAGAAUCCCACUCUUGGGCAACAACCACAUGAAUGGGGUCCGCAGCACUUCUGGGGGGAUGUUCGACUUAGACUCCGGGCUAGCACAGAAGAAGAAAGCGAGGAGGAGUUCCAAGGAGCUGAGCUUGUGAGCUUACGCCUCCAAGCAUUAUCACGGGGUGAGAAUCUUCUCUUUAGCCCCAACCUGGAGUCUCAUGGCCUACGGACUAUAUCAUCACCACAUGGUUUGGUUAUAGUGGCAGUAGCAGGCACCAUUCACAGGGAUCAAGCCUGUCUUGGUACUUUUGAGCAGGUCUUUGGUCUUAUCCGCUCCCCGCUGGACAAAAACAGCUGGAAGAUUAAAUUUACGGACUUGAAAAUGAGGGCUCAAAGCGCUAUCAAAGGCACAGAGGAGCUGGUCUCACCCGCGCUGACCUAUAGUUCAAGUGAACUACAGAUGCUCUGUAGUUAAAUAUGAUGGAGUUUAAUUUCCUAGUUCCUAGCUACAGUACUUUAAGUAAGCAUUUGAUAAAUGCUAUUGAGGAUAUGCCUCUUGUUGGGUUACGUUGAUAUUGGGUAACAUGCAUUAUUGCACAUUGAACUAAAUGACCAUCCAUUAUUCUUGGAUUGUUUGGGAAAGUCUGCCCAAGUGCUUCUCUAAAUCCUAGAAUACUGAAGAGCUGCCUAAACAUUGGCAAUUUGAUGAUGUGCCUUGUUUGUCAUUUUGCAGAAUGGAGAGUAUAUUGUAUUUUAGUUUUAAUACAUUGUGACGUAUGUUAACGUCUGUCUAAAAAGCUGGUGGUGGACAACAUCUGUACCCCUAGCACAUGUAUGGGGAACAUUGCAAUAAGGCAUUGAGCGGUUUGUACAUAGUAGUUGAUGUAGUAGGUAUUCAACAUUUUGUUUUGAUUAUCGCAGUUUUAUUUUUACAUACAAAAUGAUGCAACGUUAGUCUUUGAACGAUUUCUUUGGUAGGUGUAUUCCAUAGUACGCCUUCAGGUUAAUUGAAAAUUAUUUUUUUCAAGCAUAUUUGACCUUCUGAAAUAAAACAAAAUGUGUGCUUAUUUGCUGAAGUUUAAUUGUUUUCAGUUUGUAGAGAUAAUGCA
Molecule: messenger RNA, 1566 nt
Organism: Sardina pilchardus (European sardine)
Lineage: Eukaryota; Metazoa; Chordata; Actinopteri; Clupeiformes; Clupeidae
Gene: c4h3orf38
Product: chromosome 4 C3orf38 homolog
Exons: 3
Coding region: 57-932 (291 amino acids)
Source: RefSeq, a predicted model, not a curated record